UGACGAUACGGCCUUACUCUUCGAGAAAUAUUUUGCCCAGAUGGCUAGAUCAGUAGAAAAUAUUGCAAAUUCCAUCUGGCAACACUGUCGCUUCCAAAUCUCUGCUUUAAAUUCGUUGACUUUAGCAAGAUAGCAAGUGUAAACAUGAAUAACAUAUUUCUCAGACUGACAGUGCUCGAUCGUCGUCUGUGGUGGAUGAUGGUUUGGCGCAUGAGUCAUGGGGAAGUAUAAAAGAAAACUAGAAUCAGGCAAAUACCGAGAUUACGACGAUGAAAGCUGGUAUGAGCAGCCAUCGAGCUGAAAUCCUAUUUAAAAUAUCUCGACGAACGGUCAUUAAUAAAUUAAACAAAAAACACAAAGGGGAUGAUGUAGGUAGGCCCAAAAUGCUCUCCGAAGUAGAAGAACAACAUUUGGUUGAUGUGUUGAUUGUUGGUGCUGAGUUUGGCAGCCUGAUGACCAAGUUGGAUCUAAGAAUGUUGGGAACAAGAAGUGUAUAUUUUUUAGAGGUACAGAAAGACACAUGAACACAUCAAAAAGCGUCAUGUUGUUAGUGACAGCAAGCAGACAUUUCACCUUGUUACAUAGUAUAUAAAGCCAAAAGACUGUAUAAUACAUGAGUGGAAGGGGGGCCGGUGAAAGCAAUAAACAACCGAACCAAGAGUGGGUGGUUUGAUGCACCUAUAUUUGUAGCCCUACCUUGGGCACGAAAAAUCCAAGGUCCAAAAGUUAUUAUUGGUGAUUACUUGUUGUCACAUUUAAACAUGGAGGUAAUAGUUCAGUGCCAAAGAAACACCAUCAAGAGAGCCUGGACCUGGAGCUAAAAAUGCAACAUCCGUCCCAAAACUGUGUUGAAAAGUCAGUCUUUCCUUCAUCAUAAAAUAAACUUACAAGCAUGAUAAAAAUUAAAUCAAAACCUAAUAUAGAAAGUGGCUUUAGGGCUACCAGAAUUUAUCCAUUCUGUCCAGAUGAGGUCCUAAAAAAAAUGUUUACUACUGCUAUUGAUAAUUCUCUUAUAUGUCGUCGAAUAAAGAAGGAAGUUCAAACUUGCCAAAAUCCCUAAAUGAUCCCUAAAUUAGUAUCAUGGAUAAAGUUAGGCGAGAUGUAUAUUACUUUGCCCACCACCUAAAAAAAAAUUUUACAUAUUUUGAAAAUUUGCUAAAUACAUAAAAAAACCUUGAAG
This is a messenger RNA of Acanthoscelides obtectus, 1180 nucleotides long. The record is from the annotation of a GenBank genome assembly. Lineage: Eukaryota; Metazoa; Arthropoda; Insecta; Coleoptera; Chrysomelidae.